Molecule: messenger RNA, 543 nt
Organism: Rotaria sp. Silwood1
Lineage: Eukaryota; Metazoa; Rotifera; Eurotatoria; Philodinida; Philodinidae
Source: the annotation of a GenBank genome assembly
AUGGACAUUGACGAUAACAACAGUACCAUAAUCAAUCAAAAAUCAACUCGAAAUAAAAAAGUACAACAUAGUCAACAAGUGCCAUUGUUUCAAAAUUAUAAUGAUCAUAGUACUAGAAGAAAAGAUCAACAUGGGCGCCAAGCAGAUAGUGAAAAAUAUCAACCGUUCAACGGACAAGAACAAAAAAAAGAAAUCUAUUGUGAAUUCGAAGAAGAACUAUGGAAAGAACUUGAAAAAGUGGAACAACAAGAAAAAGAAUUAAAACGACAAAAGAAAGUUUGGGAACAAGAAUGUUUAAAAUUAUUUCUAGGCACCGAUGAAUACGAGCAAACUUAUGUUGAACAUGCAGCACAACAUACAGCUGUCGAAGAGAUGGACAUUGGAAAAGCAUUCCAACAACAAGACGAAACCAUGAAACACAUUCAAAAUUCAAAACAAUAUCAACAACAUCCAUUUGAAGGACAUCGGAAACUUAUGGACUCAUUCAAGCAUUUCCAAUUCAGUGACAAUGAUACUGGAUACUACGAAACAAACUCGAAGUAA